Messenger RNA from Morone saxatilis (striped sea-bass), 676 nucleotides. RefSeq names its product gastrin-releasing peptide (gene grp). Gene Ontology annotation, biological process: neuropeptide signaling pathway. Gene Ontology annotation, molecular function: neuropeptide hormone activity. The transcript has 3 exons. The record is from RefSeq and is a predicted model, not a curated record. Lineage: Eukaryota; Metazoa; Chordata; Actinopteri; Moronidae. Bases 133 to 576 code for a protein of 147 amino acids.
CCCUCUCUGCGAUAUCUGUUCACAGCAAUAAAAAGCGACUAUGGUGGAGAUUUUCUAAGUUAGAUCAAGCUGAUUAACUGCAACUAAGGAUUAAUAUACCACUGUUUAGAUCUCACAGUUUCCUCUGAUAACAUGGGCGGAGUGUGCAUAUUUUAUUCAUGGACUUGCAGACCAGUGUGGCCAGUUUUUAUUAUUCUGGCUACAAUACCUUGUAUGUUGUACUGCUCGGAGAGUCCUGCGGCAGUUGUUGGCAAAAUGUAUCCACGCGGCAACCACUGGGCAGUAGGUCAUUUGAUGGGGAAGAAGAGCAUCGAGAGCCUGCCUGAACUACAGGAGACCAACAGUGACUACCUCACACCCUCAGAAACAGCUGGGGUCACAGAGCUGGACCCAUAUGAGCGUCUGAUGGAGGCUCUGAUGCAACAAAAGAACCAAAAACAGAUGAUGCCACAAACUGCAGACAGGCUGCUUCGGCUGCGCAGCGGCUGGAGAGAAGAGGACCGAGACAAAUAUCUCAGAGAGAUGUCAGAUCUGCUUCUUCUGGCUUUGAAACUGCAAGACAAUGAUUCCACCUGAACGCAAGACAAAUUCUGUCAUCAUUAUCUUCUAAACCCUGUAAUCAUAUAUCCACACUGUAAAUUUUGUCUGCUGUAAGAACACGCUGGAAACCCAAUAA